Trypanosoma grayi is the source of this 2826-nucleotide messenger RNA. RefSeq names its product transportin2-like protein. NCBI's taxonomy places the organism in Eukaryota, Euglenozoa, Kinetoplastea, Trypanosomatida, Trypanosomatidae. The record is from RefSeq and is a predicted model, not a curated record. The coding region runs from base 1 to 2826 and encodes 941 amino acids. The transcript has a single exon.
AUGGAGUCUGAGCAGAAAUACAAUCCAACAACAGACGACGUACUAAGCGUUUUGCGACUUCUUCAUGAUAAUGGUAUUAGCGUUCAAAAUUCAAGAAAAGCGUAUGAAGAGCUACAACAAUACCAGGCAAAUCCAAAUUUCUGCAUUUUGCUAUCCUUCGUGUUCAGUGCAGAGAAUUGCCCUAUUCAAACCUUGCAACCAGUUGGUUCCUGGAUUCAGUAUAGACGACUUGCAGGUAUUACGUUAAAAAACAACCUGGAAAGGUCUGAAUACGCUCUGGGUGAGGUAGCUGUGAAGGAGGCUGCCCGGGGUGCUUUGUCUGUGCUAGGUAAUCCGACAGAUGUUCGCAUUGCUCGUGUGGCAGCCCAAAUUGUUGUUAAGAUAACGGCCCUUACCUCCUUUGAUUGGUGGCAAGCUUGUGGGAUGGGAAACCUUCCAAACUUGCUUCUCAAUGAGUUAUUCAGGGCAGGAGAACUAAAAACUUUGUCAGCUCUUUACACACUUCAGUACCUUGUAGAAGAUCUUCCAAAGGAAGUGGGUGCUGCGGGUAAGGAUAUAAUUGAACAGGUUGUGACGCUGGCAUUGGAUCAAAAUGCACAUUUGAGCAUGCGUAAGGCUGCUUUUCGAAUGUGUUCUAAUAUGUAUGAGCACGCAGAGCUUCUUGAUUGGAAUGUGGAGGGACUCUCACCUUUACAGAAUGGGCUAGUAGGUGCAAGUGGGACAUUUACUGGUGCCUGUACUGCAAUUUUAGAACAAGGAUGUGGAUGUGAUAUUGCACUAAUGAUUGAAGUAUUACGCUCGUGUGUUAUGAUGCUUGAGUACUUGGAUUAUUUCACGCCUCUUUCAGAUGCAGAUAUGGCCAGACUUGUCCAUUGGUGGAUUCGCAAUACGAUAGAUCUUGUUUCAUCAAGAAGCAUCACAAGUGAGUACGAUGUUCAACUUAAAACUGCCGCAAUGGAUUUGUUGACCGCGACCCUGUCAUUUUAUGACAGGGUGGGUGGUGAGGGGCCUAUAUGCCUCCUUGUUGAACCAAUUCUCCAAUCACUACCGAAUCUUGUACCGGUCCUAGUGCAGUUUGUUCCUAUGUCACAGGAGGAGAUAAAUAGCAUUUUGUCGACCGAUGACUAUCGAAUGCGCGGUGCAACUGCAGUAAAUUAUCAUAUCAGUGAGGAACGUAAAGACAUAUCUGAGGAUACAUUUUUUGAUGAAGACCGUGGGGCUGCGACAUUGCGCGCAUCAACAUUACGGUGCAUUGACGCUUUGUGUGUUUUUUCAAGUGAAAAGGUUUUUCCACAUCUGAUCGAACAGGUUCGAAUUUUAUGGGAUGGAGAUAGUCAACUCAAAGAAGCAGCGAUUGUGUUGAUUGGAACUAUGGCCAAUGGUUGCUAUACUGAAAUUGAACAGAUACUUCCAACUGUUGUGGAACAACUUAUCAGCGCUGUUACAUCUCCAUCAGAAAACAUAUUUGUGGUCAGUAUUGCCCUUUGGGCCUUGUCGCGAAUGUUGGAGUGGGCUUAUGCACGCGAUGAUGGGAUUUUGUCUAAUAUUGUGGCGGCUUUUAUAGCACAAACACAGAAUACUAGUAGACGUGUUCAACAAGCGGCAGUAUCUUCUCUGAACACAGCCUUCAUUACGGGUCAUAACAUGGAUGCGUUAACGAAGCUCGCUGGUAGUUACUCUGGAUUGGCAACGGCGGUCGUUGCAUGUUUACCCAAUUAUUGUGAUGCAAACCUGUCCCUUCUGUGUGAUUUGGCUUUGCGGUUGAUUGCUGUUUCAGAGAAUAUUUCUGCGGCUUCGAGCAUUGUUACCGUGUUUGAAAAUAAUCGAACUGAGCGUGCCAAGUCUUUUGAGAAGACAUAUGUUGACAAUUACAUCAACGAAUUACCCAAUAUCCACGUGGACAAGGAUAUAUUUUCGAUUGAUCGUGUUAUUGUGGGUUACCUGUCACGCUUUCCGAAUCCAGAGACUUCGGUGAAAUUUCUUGAAUCAUGGCAUAUGACCUUAAAAGAUGCUGUUGAGAGAAAUGUGAGCGACGACACCGACUUGUUGUACAACAUCAUGUACACUUGCUGCAACUUCGCGACCACAACUACAUCUGCCACACUCGCCGAAUGGGCAAGCCAAACACAAGGUUCUCUUGCAGGAUUGGCUUAUCACCUCCUUGUUAGAUCACCCCAGCAGACCGUGAAAUCAGCAGCUGUUGAACUUCUUAUUCGCCUACUGAAUAAUAUUGGGGGUGCUGCGUUUCCAAAUGGGAUGAGUGAAAAUUUGAUGGAAAAACUUGCUUCUUCUAUGCGUGAAGUUGAUGAUCCGUCCAACAAAUUAGAACUGGUACGUUUGAUCACGCUAAUGGUUGAAGUAUAUUCUUCGGAAUUUCCUAGCAGCGCUUCUGCCGCGUUUUCUGCCGCAGUAGACGCACUUCGUAGCGACGCUUAUGGUGAUUCUCUAUUGUUGUUUGCCCGCAUGGCGUUCGAAAUAUGUCGUGCACUCGGUGUCAUGCCAAAUCUUGUAAGGCAAUCACGUCCCGAUGUUGUGGCUCGAAUUAUGGCUCAGACGGAGAAUACAUACGAAAAGUCAGUAGCAACAAUACAGCUGAUAGAUGCACUUUUGUCGGCUGAAGAGGUUGCUCUCGCCAUGCUACCUGAUGCCAUGCGUCUCGUUUAUAGUUGGCAGCAGGCGGCGUGUGACUUUCCAGGUACACAAGAAAAACUCAAAUCCUUGUUGUUGUUUUACAACAGCAGACAGGGUGAGCAGCUCAAAGAGCACAUAAAUGCUCUAAACCCCAAUUUUCGCGAAAUGUUAUUGUUGGCAUACGGUAUGAAUUGA